This is a messenger RNA of Sclerotinia borealis F-4128, 1230 nucleotides long. The record is from the annotation of a GenBank genome assembly. Lineage: Eukaryota; Fungi; Ascomycota; Leotiomycetes; Helotiales; Sclerotiniaceae.
AUGGCAACUGAUAAUUCUAUGCAUACUUCGGAGAACAGUGAUGUUACUACCUCUUAUGAAUCCGAUACCGUCACAAUCUCCAAGAAAGUUCAUAAUGAACUGAUACAAUCUACUCUUGAAUAUGAGAAUCUGCGACGCAACCUUUAUAAAGGUGGGAUUGCAGAGGAGACUUUGAAUAUCUUGAUCAAGGAUGAUACGAACCCUGAUGAGAAUGGAACCUCGACUAUUCCUGCGACACAUGAAGAUCCCGACAACAGUACUGCCUUCAUGACACAGAUUCCUCCCUCAUCGACUCAGGACACCAACGGCCACCAAGCUUAUACAUAUGGCACACCUCGAAAUGGCACACUUAUUCCCCGUCGUCCUCAAGACUACAAAAGCUUCCAAAAUCAUACCUUCCGGUAUCAAGAUUUCCCAAAUCAUUCGCAUACCAAUGGUUUCGACGACCAAUUUAAUAGUCCAGAUGGUAUGGACACCUUCGAUUUUGAAAGUGGAAACAAUUCGCAGACCAGGCCUCAACGUCCAACUCAUGAAAAAUUUGCCCAGCGCACUGUACUAUUGUUCAAUCUCCCAGAUGGUACCACACAUGCAGACAUUUGCGAUGCUGUUAGGGGAGGAAUGUUGCUGGAUAUCUAUCUUCGCACUCAUGAUCGUGCUGCGAGUGUAUCUUUCCUGGAACAAGCCCAUGCCAAUGAGUUCUUUCGCCAUGUCAAACGUAAUGACUUGUAUAUCCGAUCAAAGAGGGUCGAUAUCCGAUGGAAUGAUAGGCAAUUCAUACUACCGGGCCAUGUUGCAAACAAAGUAGGCAUCGGAGCUACAAGGAACCUUGUCAUUCACAACUGCAACCCCAAACAUACCGAGGAAGUUAUCCGUGAUGACCUCGAGCAUAUCCAUAAUCUCGUUGUAAUCAAGGUUACAUUCAAUGGUUCCAACGCUUACAUCUCGACAAACUCUGUUCACAAUGCAAUGUUUGCUCGCACUUGCAUGAUGAGUCGCAGCACAUACAAAGGUUCAAAAAUCGAAUGGGGUCAUGAUGAAUGUGCAGCCCCACUGGAGAGACGUCAAAGUGUUCAUUCCGACAAUCCUCCUGCCACGAAGAAGAAGACUCCUUUGGUAAAUCGUUUCCAGCUUCUUAACAUCGAUAGGGAGGAGGAUGUAUCAGAGUCAGAGAUUGAGAAUAUGGUUACUUCGGUAAUGCAGACGAUUCCACAAGUCGGACUUGUCGCCUAA